Molecule: messenger RNA, 2040 nt
Organism: Brachypodium distachyon (stiff brome)
Lineage: Eukaryota; Viridiplantae; Streptophyta; Magnoliopsida; Poales; Poaceae
Product: protein disulfide isomerase-like 1-5
Exons: 12
Coding region: 155-1786 (543 amino acids)
Biological process (GO): protein folding; response to endoplasmic reticulum stress
Cellular component (GO): endoplasmic reticulum
Molecular function (GO): protein disulfide isomerase activity
Source: RefSeq, a predicted model, not a curated record
CUAGAGAGCUUCUCGCCAUUAGCACCACUAUUUGGGGGCUGCAUUAGCACAUUGCGUCUCCUCUUCGAUCUCGUCUCCUCGCGUCGUGGCGUCGUCGUGGUGCGAGGAUUCCCUCUCCUAGAUCUCGGAGGAGGAGGAGGCUGGGGUUGCCGCGAUGAGGGCGUGGCGGCGUCUCGCGGUUGUGGCGCUCCUCGCCGCCCUGCUCGCGGUCUCGUCGGCGGCGGCGAGGCUCGAUCUGGGCGAAGACGACGACUCGGAGGUGCUGGAGGCGCUGCUGGCCGUGGACGAGGAGGAGGAGGACGAGGCGCCGGAGGGGGCCAAGCGGGCCGGGGGCGCGGAGGCGGUGCGGCGGACGCAGUCGAUGGUGCUGGUCCUCGACAACGAAAACGCGCGGCGCGCCGUGGAGGAGCACGCGGAGCUGCUGCUCCUGGGCUACGCGCCGUGGUGCGAGCGCAGCGCGCAGCUCAUGCCGCGGUUCGCCGAGGCCGCCGCGGCGCUGCGCGCCAUGGGGAGCGCCGUCGCGUUCGCCAAGCUCGACGGGGAGCGGUACCCCAAGGCCGCCGCCGACGUCGGGGUCAGCGGAUUCCCCACCGUGCUCCUCUUUGUCAAUGGCACCGAGCACGCCUACACUGGCCUCCACACCAAGGACGCACUAGUUACUUGGGUAAGAAAGAAGACCGGUGCGCCAGUCAUAAGGCUUCAGUCAAGAGAUUCGGCUGAAGAAUUUCUGAAAAAGGACCAGACGUUUGCUAUUGGCCUAUUCAAGAAUUACGAGGGAGCUGACCACGAAGAAUUUGUGAAGGCAGCGACCACUGAAAAUGAAGUGCAAUUCGUAGAAACCAAUGAUAGGAAUGUGGCAAAGAUUCUUUUUCCAGGUAUUGCAUCUGAAGAGCAAUUCCUGGGCCUUGUUAAAAGCGAACCAGAAAAGUUUGAAAAGUUCGAUGGAGCGUUUGAGGAAAAUGCAAUAUUGCAGUUUGUGGAGCUUAACAAGUUUCCACUAAUUACUGUAUUCACUGAUCUAAACUCUGGUAAAGUCUAUGGAAGUCCAAUUAAGCUGCAGGUCUUCACCUUUGCAGAGGCUUAUGAUUUCGAAGAUCUUGAAUCUCUUCUUCAAGAGGUCGCCAGAGGAUUUAAGACAAAGAUAAUGUUUAUAUAUGUGGACACCGCUGAAGAAAAGCUUGCAAAGCCAUUCCUGACUCUCUAUGGCCUUGAAGGAGAUAAACCUACUGUUACCGCAUUUGAUACUAGCAAAGGUUCCAAAUAUUUGAUGGAGGCAGAUAUUAACGCGAAGAACUUAAAGGAGUUCUGCUCAGGCCUUUUGGACGGUACACUCCCUCCAUACUUCCGUUCAGAACCAGUACCGCAAGAAAAGGGACUCAUUGGAAAGGUUGUUGGACGGACAUUUGAUUCUUCCGUCCUGGAAAGUCCUCACAAUGUCUUCCUUGAGGCUCAUGCACCAUGGUGUGUUGAUUGUGAAGCGAUAAGUAAAAACGUCGAGAAGCUGGCCAAGCAUUUCAGUGGUUUGGACAAUCUUAAAUUUGCACGCAUAGAUGCUUCUGUGAAUGAGCAUCCCAAAUUGCAGGUAAAUGACUACCCCACACUCUUGCUUUAUCCUGCUGAAGACAAGAGCAACCCGAUCAAAGUUUCAAAGAAAUUAAGCCUAAAAGACAUGGCGAAAUUCAUCAAGGUGAAGCUUCAUAUUUCUGAUGUUGACAUUAAGGAGAAGGAGCCAGCUUCGGAUGUCGAAGCAGUAGCAGCCACUGAUAGUGUGAAGGAUGAACUAUAGUACAUCGUUCUUAUUUGCCCCAAUAGCUUUUGUGCAUGCUGAGGUCUAGUGAUGGAAAAUGGCAGCAUGUUUGCUUUGGUAGAAUGUGGUCAUAGGAACAUGCUCGGCUCGCAGUUGUAACCGUAAGGCGACAGAAGUAGCAGAACAGAGAACAGGGGAUAUGGUAAUUACACAGGAAAUCAGUUUUUAUACUACUGAUAGACGGAUCACCAAUUUUUCUUUCUGAGAAUAAUGAAGUCCUUCUGAUCUUUCAA